Molecule: messenger RNA, 1812 nt
Organism: Heteronotia binoei (common prickly gecko)
Lineage: Eukaryota; Metazoa; Chordata; Lepidosauria; Squamata; Gekkonidae
Product: meprin A subunit alpha-like
Exons: 13
Coding region: 1-1812 (603 amino acids)
Biological process (GO): proteolysis
Cellular component (GO): membrane
Molecular function (GO): metalloendopeptidase activity; protein binding; zinc ion binding
Source: RefSeq, a predicted model, not a curated record
AUGGUUCCCUCAAGGCUCUUGUACCUGGCAGCCUGGCUUUCCCUUUCUUCUACCUUUGUGAUCAGGAGGAUGGAGCUGGACAGCGAUGAAGUGGCAUACGCCAUAGAUGAAGAGCGGCCGAGGAAAGGGAUCCCGGAAAUCAAUGCAGCUACAGGAAGGAAGUUCUUUCAAGGGGACAUUAUCUUGCCGCCAGAGAGAAAUGCACUAAGGAACACCUCCUACAGGUGGAAACUUCCAAUUCCUUAUAUACUGGGUAGCACUUUGGAUCUGAAUACGAAAGGUGUCAUCUUUCAGGCAUUCGAAAUGUUUCGGCUGAAGUCUUGUAUUGACUUCAAACCUUAUGAAGGAGAAAAGUCGUAUCUCCAGUUUGAAAAGCUGGAUGGAUGUUGGUCCUUCGUAGGCGAUUUUCAGAACGGCCAGAACGUUUCUAUUGGAGAGCGCUGUGAAUAUAAAGAUACUGUGGAACAUGAAGUACUACAUGCACUGGGGUUUUAUCACGAGCAGUCACGGAGUGACAGAGAUGAUUAUGUCAAUAUUUGGUGGAAUGAAGUUAUAGCAGGUCAGACACAUAAUUUCAACAAAUAUGAUGACAACUUCAUUACUGACCUGAACACUCCCUACGAUUAUGAAUCUGUCAUGCAUUAUGGGCCUUACUCGUUCAAUAAAAACAGUAGCAUCCCCACCAUUACGGCGAAAAUCCCAGCAUUCAAUGAUGUUAUUGGGCAAAGCCAAGAUCUGAGCAGUAUUGACCUCCAAAGGCUGAAUCAAAUGUAUAGUUGUGCUUCCAGUCUUACUCUCCUUGACCAGUGUUCCUUUGAGGCCAUUAAUAUCUGUGGGAUGGUGCAGAGUGAACAAGACGACACAAACUGGCAGCAUACCCUGACUACACCUGAAGAUAAGGACCACACCUUGGUGGGCCGCUGCACAGGUAGAGGAUAUUUCAUGCACCUGAACACCACGGAAGGAAAUUCAGGAGAAUCGGCUGUUUUGGAGUCCCGCAUCCUCUACCCAAAAAGAGCAGUGAAGUGUCUACAGUUUUUUUACAAGUUCGACGGAAGUCAGCAAGAUCAACUCAUAAUCUGGAUUAAAAAAGACGAUGGAACCGGAAAUGUUAGGAAAAUGGAGAAGCUGCAAAGGUUUUAUGCGGAUGAAGAACAGCACUGGAAGUUGGCAACUGUCCCCUUCAGCAGCCAGACCAAAUUCCGCUACGUCUUCCACGGCAUCAGAGAAGACCCUGGCAACUCUACUGGCGGGAUUAGCAUUGAUGACAUCAGUCUGACCGAGACUCAGUGCCCCACAGGGGUUUGGCAGAUCUCCAACUUUACCGCCCUUUCUGGCAGUGCUUCCCAAGGUGACUACAUCUCCAGCCCCUUGUUCUACAGCUCGGAAGGUUACUGCUUUGUGCUGAGGCUGUAUCCCUACGGCGUGGCCAACUCCAGCGGCAACUACUUGGGUAUCCGUUUUGCUCUGUGCAGCAGCCAGAACGAUGGGGGUCUAGAGUGGCCGGCGGGGAACAGGCAAGUGACGUUCACCAUCGUGGAUCAAGAUCCCGAUAUCACCCAAAGGAUGUCGGCAAGCAGGGUCUUCAUGACAGAUCCCAACCAAUUAAGCGCGGAUGGCCGACUUCUUUGGAAUAAACCCUCUGUUAUAGGAACUUUUGAUCCUUCAUAUAAUCGCCACAUAGGCCCAUAUUAUGGCUGGAACAGCAUCCUGCAUCGCAGAGAACUGCUACGGAGGAGUUUCCUUAAAGACGACGCUCUGAUCAUCUUUGUGACCUUCGAAGUUGUUGAAGAGCCAGGGAGUAUUUUGUAG